This is a messenger RNA of Drosophila ananassae, 1108 nucleotides long. It is a transcript of the gene Rad51D, whose product is annotated as DNA repair protein RAD51 homolog 4. NCBI's taxonomy places the organism in Eukaryota, Metazoa, Arthropoda, Insecta, Diptera, Drosophilidae. The coding region runs from base 62 to 1108 and encodes 348 amino acids. Gene Ontology annotation, cellular component: centrosome; replication fork; Rad51B-Rad51C-Rad51D-XRCC2 complex. Gene Ontology annotation, molecular function: single-stranded DNA binding; ATP-dependent activity, acting on DNA; four-way junction DNA binding. The record is from RefSeq and is a predicted model, not a curated record. Gene Ontology annotation, biological process: reciprocal meiotic recombination; DNA strand invasion; telomere maintenance. The transcript has 3 exons.
GAAGAAACAAAAAUUAUCGAUAAACCGCGAUAUUUUUGUUUAUUAACAUUUUCUUUUCUUAAUGGACUUAAAGAAUGAAAUUCUACAAACUGAAACUGGCAAGCAACUCUCCGAAUACCAGUUGAACUUGCUUAAAAAAAAUGGUAUUGAAACCAUUUCUGACUUUUAUGAAGAGGAUGAGGACAAACUUAAAGAACUACUAGCCAUAAGAAUAGAAACAUUGCGGGAGCUGAAGAGCGAGAUGGCGCUGCUGACAAACCCAUUUAAUGAGGAAUCUAUCCUGGAUAUCAACUAUGGAACUGGACUGGAAGAAUUAGACAAACUGCUUGUUAAUGUGGAACAGCAGUUCAAGCCGGGCAGAGUUUGGGAAAUAUGCGGUCCAACGGGAGUUGGUAAAACUCAAUUAAUGUACACUCUGAUGGUAAACUUUGUAUGGAAGCACAAUCUUCAAGCUCUGUUCAUCGAUCUUAAGAGGGAUUUCUCCAGCAAAAGGAUUGGGGAUAUGCUAGCUGCCCGCGAAACGGACAGUGGUAGCUGUGAGAGAGUACUGAAGGCCAUCCGAGUGGCGGAAGCAACAACCAGCAGAGAACUAAUUGAGAUGCUGCAAAACUUUUACCAACAACUGGCUGCCAGUAACAAGGAUGCCCAGCGAACAAAACUAGUUGUGAUUGAUUCGCUGCCAGAAUGUUUCUAUUCAUUCCGGGGCAAAAAGAUGGCUAUGCUUCGGAAAUCUUUGAUCACAGAGCUGGCCUGCAGCAUCAGGAAGCUAUCGGUUCAUGGAAUAGCCUUCGUCGUGGGAAAUAUGUCCUUUUUUCAAAAAGAAGAAGAAACUGUUAAUGAUGACGGCGAAGAUGACGGUGGCAGAAACGAAGAGGUUCCAGUGAAGAGGCAGUUGGACCCCAUGCUUGGCGAUCACUGGGGUUCUGUGUGUACGUUGAGGCUUUCUGUGGAAAUGCCAAUUGUAUGGUACGAUGAGCAAGGCGCUGACCGUACCAGCCGUACAACCAGUAAGGACAAUGGCAUUCGCUUGGUAAAUGUAAUCUCAAACACAUAUGGCCCAGUGGGUGGGAGCUGCCGGCUACGGAUCACAGAAGCAGGCGUAGUCUAG